Messenger RNA from Anopheles moucheti, 2664 nucleotides. Its product is annotated as tetraspanin-9. Bases 1115 to 1978 code for a protein of 287 amino acids. Lineage: Eukaryota; Metazoa; Arthropoda; Insecta; Diptera; Culicidae. The transcript has 7 exons. The record is from RefSeq and is a predicted model, not a curated record. Gene Ontology annotation, cellular component: membrane.
AGCAUGCUGUGUGCGCUUCGUUCCGCGUGAAACUCGGUGUGCUUUCCGUACGAGUCCGUUCCCAUGUUCGACGAUUGCUAGGUGAGCAAGCAAGCGUGCGGAAUUCAAAAGAAAAAGUAUCCAAAACAACCCCUAGCAACCUAGUUGCGUGAGUGAGUGCAUGCGUGCGGGUACGUACGUGACAAGAAUUGCAAGUAGCCGCAAGUGAGCCCUACAAACAGAGGUUUUUUUUCCCUUCCUUCUGUAAACGUUUACCAUACCGGCGUGUCUUUCGUUCUACGCGUGAUCUACUGGCGCAGAACUUGCGGGAGUUCCGGGAGUAAAAUGCAUAUGCAGUCGGAUAGUUGUAAAAGAAUAGAAAACGAAACCGGCACAAGUGUUGUAGCUGUUUUUCUGCAGAUGAAAUGCAGUUCGAGGAAAUGAGUGCACGUGCAUGAGCGUUUGUUAUUUAUUUGUUUUCUAAAGGUGCCAGCCACGGAAAACAAGCUUCAUUACCAACGAUUUGGAUGUGCUGGAAGCUUAGAUUCUAACGUCACGGCACAUUAAUCAUCAAAAGAGCCAACAAAACUAGUGUUGAUCGUUCCAUGACGUAUGGUUGAAAUCGCUAACUACGUGGAUGUGUGAAAAUAUUCAGUGCUUCUGAUGCGAUAUUCAGUGCUUCUGAUUCUGAAGCGUACACCGGUUGACAGUUUUACAUGUCUAAUGCAUGAUUAAUGUUUUUUCCCUGUGUAUUUUGUUCUGUUUUGUUCUUGAUACCCAUACACAGGUGCAUGUGAUUGGUGUGAGGCACGCGUGUGUUGUGUUUAGGGGUGCAGCAACAUUGCAGCCGAUAAACGAGUGCAAUUGUCGGUAUACGAUUGUGUGCGAGUUGGUGGACAUAUUCUCGACCCGUUCGUCGUCAACGUUACUGGGUGCAAUUGGCCUUUGUCAUUCGCACUUUUGGGUCCGGGUCUCUCUCGAUGUUGACCAGUGUCCGGGUGGUGUUUCAAUCGAAGUGUUUGUAAUUCUAACCCUUGCUAACCUCAUCGGAGGAGCUACGAAGUUGUUGGCGAUACGAGACCAAAACAUCGUUGUGAAGUUCGUCGUAAGAAGCUCAACUGACACAAACUGAACUAUGGGCAGUACUGGUUACACGUGCAUAAGGCGGACAUUUUGUUCCUUCAAUAUCCUCAUAUGGCUCUGCGGUAGUGGAUUCCUAGCGAUAGGCGUGUGGCUUCACUUUGCCUAUCCAGGGUAUGCCACACUACUACCCGACCAUGCCGUACUCAGCGCUGACUGCAUGUUCAUAACGGUCGGUGUGGUCAGCUUCGUGAUCGCGUUCUUCGGAUGCUGUGGGUCUUGGUUCCAAUCAAGAUGCUUCCUAGUUAUUUACUUCACACUGGUGGUACUAUUGUUCCUCAGCGAGUUCUUGCUAGGUUCGUUGGCGUUUGUGUUCCGAGGAGGCAUUGGACGUAUGUUGACACAGGAGCUAAAGUAUGGCAUCGAGAAGCACUACAAUGUGUCGGAUCGUGGAGGUUUCCUAACUCCUUCCGUUGCUGCUAUUUGGGAUAACCUUCAGGUGGAUCUACAAUGCUGUGGAGUAUCAUCGUACGAAGAUUGGUACGAUAUCAGUGCUUGGCCCAGUGAGCGAUGGGUGCCACAGUCCUGCUGUCGCUCUCAGUAUGGAUCAAUGUUUUCGGAAGGAUCUGGUGAUGAGCUAGCAAACGUCGACUGCCGAAAAGCUGGAAAUCCUGCACUCCUAUGGGAUAAGAGCUGCGGUCAGAUUCUUCAGAUGUGGUUCGUACAGCGACUUCACAUAGUGGGCACGGUUGUAUUAGUAAUAGGCUUCCUACAGUUGUUCGGUCUGAUAUCAUCCAUGCUACUGUUCUGUACCGUCAAGCACAAACGUUCCUCGAAAACGUACAAAUCCUAUUCACCUACCGUGGACACCACACUCAACCGCAAUGGCACUAGCCCCACCUACAUGGACAUGGACUGACUGUAUGACUGAGGAUGAUUGGUCUUCAGUGGAUUGAAAGCUCAAUCACACUCACCAACCAUCAUCAUCCAGCAUAAUAGUAUCACAACACGAUAGAACAACAAUACUCACCAGUCUUGAAACGGGAAACGUAGCUGAACGGCUUCCCAUAGUUCGGGAAGCAGUGGCUAAAUGGUUGUAUAUACGUGCGGAGGAGUGCACGUGUGAUCUUUGCUGCAUACAGUAACAUCUGUAUGUCUAACGAUUGUGCCAAAAAGAAGCGGGAAAUUAAGCGAAUCCACAUAACAAUCCAUUUUAAAUUGAACGAUAAACACGACUCGCAGGAAAAACGUUAGAGCGACCAAAAUGGAAACCAAUUAUAGUUUAUAUAGUACGACACACAAAAAGGGACACACUCCCUGAUUUGUGAUCGAUGUAGGGUGCUCUAGCUGUAGAACGUAGAAUACUGCACAGUUUUAUUUAUACAAAUCUGAUUUAGAAUAAGGCUUUCUGGCCAACCUUCAUUCCGCGCAACUGCCUACCAAAACUACCAAAAACGUUAAACUUCCUUGGAGUUGAGUGAGGAUAAAGUGAAAAGUAAGAGGAUCGCCUCGUAAAACGACCGUUACACAUUCCCGAACGAUUACUCAGAAAAUAAUCUGCAUGAUAGAACGUUAAGUAUUUACAGUACGAAUAAAUUACUACAA